AUGAAAUGUGCCAAAGUGCUUUACUUCACUGGUUCUCAUGACUCGGUGAAUCUCAAUGGGAUGCUUUAUAUGUGGGGAAGGAGAUUGGAUCCUAAUGAACCUGAUAUCCUCGUAGCUCAUGGCCUUGAAGCUGAUGAUAAGUGUCGAGUUAUACCUCUCCCUCUUCCGUAUAACAAACGUGUGAAGAGAUGCUUGACUACCUCACGAGGAGAUGUUAUGUACAUUGAGAUACUGGAUCGAAGAUUGAAGGUUUGGAGGCUGAAUAACAACAACAACUCUGAGAGUAGUGAAUGCUGGCAACUGUUACGGGGAGAAAUCACUAUGACGUCUAUCCAAUUUGACGUCGAUUGUAUUCCUUUGGCAAUGAAUCCGUUUGAUUCUGAUAUCGUCUAUCUAUGGAAUCUACAACACAGUCGUUUGGUUGGAGAAGUAGUGAAGGUUGUUAUUCGUCCAAUUCCAAGGUGUAUAUGGAAGUUUGGGCUGACGAAGCCGUCGAGGUAUCCCAAUUUGUUCUCCCACAAUGGCUGGACUCGGUACCUCGACCGCCAAGUUGAUUAUUCUUCUUAG
Molecule: messenger RNA, 567 nt
Organism: Arabis nemorensis
Lineage: Eukaryota; Viridiplantae; Streptophyta; Magnoliopsida; Brassicales; Brassicaceae
Source: the annotation of a GenBank genome assembly